AUGUUUCAGGACCGCAGUCUGCUGAGCGGUCUGACCCGGAGCUCUGCAGGUCCCGUGUUCGGUAAACUUCAGGUGUUGGACUGGUGUCCGCCUCAGCCGCAGUACCUGAAUUUGACCAGCAGGGGGCAGAGCAACUCGUCACACACUCAGACUGCUGCUGCUUCCUCCGUCCAUCCACUCGUUCCUCUCCUCCUCUACAGCGACAGACACUUCCCUCCCUCCUCUCCGUACAGCCGGCCAAUCAGCACACCUGCUGCCCUGCAGGCCGACGCCCACUCCGGGAUGCACCACUGUUACAACGGCAACCACGUCAACAGCACACAGCAGGUGAAGAAGCCUCUGAACGCCUUCAUGCUCUACAUGAAGGAGAUGAGACACAAAGUCCUGCAGGAGGGACGCGAGAGGGAGAGCGCCGCCAUCAACCGCAUCCUGGGGCGCAGGUGGCACGCUCUGUCCCGCUCUGAACAGUCCAAAUACUAUGACCUGGCCCACAAGGAGAGACUCCUUCACAUGCAGCUCUACCCGGGAUGGUCUGCCAGGGAUAACUACGGGAAGAGGAAGAGGAAACAGAACAGAGAGCCAACAGGAAGCUGCUCCAGCUGGACGUUAAGUGCUGGAUGAAGAAACAGACGCUCCACGCUCACACUCCUGAUGUCUCUGUCACGUGACAAGUCGGGAAGUUUAAAGGUGACAUAUCAUGCAGAAUGGACUUUUUAAUGGUUCUCUCCCUGAAAUCUGUGUC
Molecule: messenger RNA, 742 nt
Organism: Notolabrus celidotus (New Zealand spotty)
Lineage: Eukaryota; Metazoa; Chordata; Actinopteri; Labriformes; Labridae
Product: transcription factor 7-like 2
Exons: 7
Coding region: 1-621 (206 amino acids)
Biological process (GO): regulation of transcription by RNA polymerase II; canonical Wnt signaling pathway
Cellular component (GO): beta-catenin-TCF complex
Molecular function (GO): RNA polymerase II cis-regulatory region sequence-specific DNA binding; DNA-binding transcription factor activity, RNA polymerase II-specific
Source: RefSeq, a predicted model, not a curated record